Molecule: messenger RNA, 431 nt
Organism: Sinocyclocheilus grahami
Lineage: Eukaryota; Metazoa; Chordata; Actinopteri; Cypriniformes; Cyprinidae
Product: peptidyl-prolyl cis-trans isomerase NIMA-interacting 4-like
Exons: 3
Coding region: 107-271 (54 amino acids)
Molecular function (GO): peptidyl-prolyl cis-trans isomerase activity
Source: RefSeq, a predicted model, not a curated record
GUAGGCUAAAAAAAAGCUGCUGUGUAGUUUUCAGUCUAACCGCGUGGGAAUCUGUGACUAGCUCUUCUGUGCUAGCUGAGGUGUAACGUUAAUCCGACACGAGGAGAUGCCACCGAAAGGAAAGGGUGGCAAAGGCGCUAAAGGGGCUGCUGCUUCAGGCAGUGGGGACAGUGAUAAGAAGGAGAAGGCUCAGAAAGGUGGUACAGCUGUAAAGCCUCCUGUGAAAACAAAGUUUGGUUACCACAUCAUCAUGGUUGAAGGCAAAAAGUAAAUGGACUGAACAGCUUUUGCAUUUGAUUAAUCUGCAACACAGCAUUUUGCGGUCAUGGAAUAUUGGAAUUUUUUAAUAUGACCAUGUGAAUAGCAGCCAAUAAAAUUGAUCUUAAUGAGCAAACUGUUUUGAUUAAUGUUUUUUUUACCCACAAAUUUUG